UUUCAUUUAGAAGUGUUGGGAAGUCGGAAAGUAAGCGUGCAUCUUCCCGCAAUUUGUGAAAAACAAAGUUAAAAAGGAGUUCUGAUUAGAUAUAUUGCAGGAAAUUACUUGUGAGGUAUGUCUGCAGAAGAAGCUUCACCUGCAAAGCGGGCCAAAGUGUCCAAAACUGACUCAUCAUUUGAAGGUGAUCAAAGUCAGGAUUUUGAUCCUGCAACACAAAAGGUUUUGGAAGACAUUGAUGCUUGUCAAAAUGAAAUUGAUGCCUUGAACGAGCAAGCCAGUGAAGAAAUCCUGAAAGUAGAACAGAAGUACAACAAACUUAGGAAACCACAUUAUGAAAAGCGCAAUGAAAUGAUCAAGAACAUUUCCAACUUUUGGAUUACUGCUUUCAUGAACCACCCACAGAUCUCUGCUAUCCUUGAUGAAGAGGAAGAAGAAUGUCUGCAUUACUUAACUACAGUCAGUGUAGAGGAGUUUGAUGAUAUUAAAUCGGGUUACAGAAUCAGCUUUAAAUUUUCAAGCAAUCCUUACUUCAGCAAUGAGGAAAUUUCGAAAGAAUUUCACCUGGCUAACACAGGGGAUCCUGAAUCCAAUUCAACGGAAAUAAAUUGGAAAGAGGGAAUGGAUCUGACAAAGAGGGCGCAACAGCAGACUAAUCGGAAGAGGCGGCGCGGGAGUGGGAGGACAUUUUUCGCCUGGUUUAACGACGUUAACGAUCCCUCCGCAGAUGAUAUAGCUGAGGUGAUUAAAGAUGACAUGUGGCCCAACCCCCUUCAGUAUUACUUGGCGCCAGAAAUUGAUAUGGAUGAAAAUGGAGUGAGUGAGGAAGAGGAGGAGGAAGAUGAAGGAGAGGAAGGUGAAGAUCUGGAUGACUCGGUGGUGGUGCUAGAUGAAGAUGAUGAAGAUGGUGAAGAAGUGUAUGAAGUUGAAGAUGAUGAGGAAGAAUUUGAGACUCUAGACUCUGUGGGAGGAGAUGAUGAAGAUGAUGGUGUUGAGGUGAUUGAAGAUGGUGAGGAUGAAGAGGCAGCAGAAGAAGAUGAUGAUGAAGCAGAAGAAGAGCCCACGAAAGGGAAGACGCCAGUGAAUGGUUCUAGUGGAGCUCCCGUAGUGGUGAACGGAUCCACGGAAAAAGAGGGAGGGGGAGGGGAAUGAAGCCCCUCACUAGACACUAGAGGAAUGUUUGUCUUAGGGCCAUUAAAGGAAUUUUUAAUCUAGUUCUAUGAGCGAGUGCCAAUGAUUGCUGCUUUAUUUUAUGUUUUCAUACAUGUAUUUUCUUUAUGGGUUAUCAAUAAACUUGGUUAUAUAUUGAAAUCAUCAAGUUUUACUGAAAUGUUGAAAAGUAAAAAAGGGCAGCAUUUUUGCUUUACUUUUGGCUACUAUAUCUUAUUGCCAAUGAAUGCUUCAACUUUGAUGGCCAUUUCUUGAGCAAUGAAUUCCAUCUUUCAACCGCACUCUAAAGUUUCUUUUAUUUCAUACAGUUGAUUGAAAGUGAUAGCUGUGUAAACAUAAUAUUACAACAUACAAUGAUGAUGGAAUCUUCAUUGUCACUGUGUCGGUGGCAAUUAUUGGUACUCCCAUAGAACUGUUCCAUUAUUUAUUGUUGGUUAAGUCAUAAGAUUAUUUUGUCCAUGAUUAAAUAUUGUCUAAAUCAUUAAGUGAUUAACCAUAUUUUUACAUUCAUUGCAUUAUGUAUGUAAAUCAUCACUAAUUAUGCACGUCCCUCUGUUGGUAGGACUUAGGUUUCACUAGAAUUCAUCCAUGCAAGCUUUAUCAACAUUCACAUUUGUAUCAACCUGAGAGUUCAUAUUACAUGUAUAUCCAUUGGACCUCAUUGUGAAGUUUUAUGUAUCAUUUGUUUCCAAGAAAAAGUUACUCUAUCCCAUAACACAAAAAUUUAAAGAAAAGAGGAAGAAAACUACAAUGGUAAUUAAAGUUCAUAUAAGGCAACAAAAGUUAUGGAUUAAAUCAUUAAUAUUUUUGUAAAGUCUUCUGAUCGUGUGACUAGAUGUAUCAAAGAUACCAUAAAAUGCUUACACUGCAUGUUGAACUGCAAACAGUAUGUACAUUUAUAUCUUGUAAUAGAACAUAGCUUUUUUUUAUCCUUGAAGCAAAAUUCAUGUCUGAAACACUUGCUGACAAAUCUCUUGAGAAAAAUAAUAAUAAACAGUAAACCAUG
Molecule: messenger RNA, 2176 nt
Organism: Saccostrea cuccullata (small rock oyster)
Lineage: Eukaryota; Metazoa; Mollusca; Bivalvia; Ostreida; Ostreidae
Product: protein SET-like
Exons: 8
Coding region: 118-1152 (344 amino acids)
Biological process (GO): nucleosome assembly
Cellular component (GO): nucleus; chromatin
Molecular function (GO): histone binding; chromatin binding
Source: RefSeq, a predicted model, not a curated record